This is a messenger RNA of Exaiptasia diaphana, 1498 nucleotides long. RefSeq lists its product as uncharacterized. NCBI's taxonomy places the organism in Eukaryota, Metazoa, Cnidaria, Anthozoa, Actiniaria, Aiptasiidae. The record is from RefSeq and is a predicted model, not a curated record. Bases 3 to 737 code for a protein of 244 amino acids. The transcript is spliced from 2 exons.
AUAUGUUAAACAACGAACGAAAAAUGGCGAAGAAAUACUCGAAAUUUCUCGAUCCCACUCUCGAAGUAAAAACGUUUCGAUGGCCCUACUGGCUUCUGCCUUUGUUGUUUGUGUCUUUGUUGCUGGUUCUUGGGCUUUUUAUCUUCAUAACGAUCCAUUCAACCGAUAGUUUUGGAUGCUUCUUUCAUUGCGAGGACCAGAGAAGACUCAACGAUGCCGUCAUUGCUCCUGAUGUGGAUCACUUAAAUGCUGAAAACGCCACAGAAAUACCCMUCAAACAUGUCAGAGGCGAAGAUAAAACAACCGAGAAUCCUYCAAAGCCUGUUGCACAGCGAAAGAAAGCAAAGAAAAUAGAGAAAGUCGAGAUGACAUUGAAAGGAAGGAUCCUGUUCCCUCAAGGUAACAUUCCUAAGGCUUUUCCACCGAACUCGCAUUUGAAGGUCGAUUUUGAGGAUUCUAGUAUUAUGGACUCUUCAUCGCAYAUCAUAGCCUCACUGAAAAUGGAAUUGACUAAAAACCAGAACGUCACUGGUUUGAGAUAUGAAUUCAAGUGCCCUAAGCCUCCAGUACAUGGUAUGUACAGUGUAAGCGCUGUACUGAAUAUGGGAUGGAAACCGAGCGAAAAUGAUUGGAUCCRUAAGAAYGACUAUCACACGGACACUUUCUUCAUGGURCAACUUACUGAUAAAGAGAACAAAUACGAACAAGACAUCCAACUUGCCUACUACAAUUAUUAAAAGACUUCAAGAAAGACGACAUACAUACAAUGCCUAAUAAUUGUACAUAACUGGAGAAAUUGAAUAUGAUCAAUAACUAUAUCAAUCUAAGAGUUUGUAGUUGAUACACUUUUAAAAAGAUUCAUGAUUCCUAUAUACAUCCUUCAUCAGUUGAAAAGCUUGAUUUGUUUUAAUAUCUGUGACAUAAUGGUUUACGCUAUUGACAUAAAGGUGUAUCAGCACGGCUGCAACGUAUAAUGAAAGCAUAAUGGAAAUAGUUUUYAUUUCUUUUGUGUUUUAAUGUUCACAAAGAAAUAAUAAUUACAYUUUAAGGUAUAUAGUAAGGUUGUAAUGCUUUCUUAUCUUGUCAUGAGCCCGGCCUAAAUGUACACUCUUUAUUCAAUUGUAAAAAAUGUUAAGGAAUCUGGGUUAUAGAGAACACGUACCAGUGAUAUAAACAGAACAUUGUAACUCAUAGAACAGAAAGGGGAACAUAGAAUAGUGUUAAACAGAAUUAUAUUUAAGGGUAUAAUUUUAGAAUAAUGGGCAAUUAUUUAUAGAAUGUGGAAUAAACUUGUUUGCAGAAACAUUGACUUGAAAUAAAGACAUAUAAUUCAAAAAAGAAAAUUUUAUUACAAAAUGUUCUUUUUUCAGUAUAUGCAUAUCAUUAUUAUAGUCAAUGUUUUUAUGAGUGUAUGUUAAUUUCUAUUAUUUGGUAGGAUUUCUCAUUACAAAGUUGUAUCCACAUGAGUUUUAACAAUAAAAUCGUUUUAAUUAUGUCA